GUCACCAAUGUAAAUCAUCAUUAUUCGAAUUGUUAUCGAAUUCGAAUAUCUGUCAUCAUUCGUGAAAACAUAUUUUUCGAAUAAACAACAUGCACAUUAAACGAUUAAUUUUGAUUAUCUUGAUUGAUUUUAUCAUACCGGGACAAUCAUUAAAAUGUUAUAUUUGUGAUUAUAAUAUAAAUUAUUGUAAAACACCACAUUGUUAUAAUAAUUAUGAUGUUUGUAGUGCAAAUCAAUUUGCAUCGGUUCUUGUACCGAUACGUGAAUGUCCAAGAAAUUGUAUGCUAAAAGCUGUUACAAAUCCGGCCGGUAUUGUAUUGAAAUGGAAACGUUUAUGUGCACCCGAAGAUGAUUAUACUAGUGGUUUUAGUUGCCGUAUUGAUUAUGUUUUUGGUGCACGUAUUGAACAAUGUACCUGUGAUAAAGAUUUUUGUAAUCAUACCGGAUCGAUGAUUAAAAAACAACAUUAUUUUCAUUUAUUAGUAUUGAUUAUUCUUAUUAUUUUUAUAACUAUUUGAUAAU
Dermatophagoides pteronyssinus (European house dust mite) is the source of this 522-nucleotide messenger RNA. RefSeq lists its product as uncharacterized. NCBI's taxonomy places the organism in Eukaryota, Metazoa, Arthropoda, Arachnida, Sarcoptiformes, Pyroglyphidae. The record is from RefSeq and is a predicted model, not a curated record.